Messenger RNA from Neurospora tetrasperma FGSC 2508, 1830 nucleotides. RefSeq lists its product as uncharacterized. Gene Ontology annotation, cellular component: cytoplasm. The record is from RefSeq and is a predicted model, not a curated record. Gene Ontology annotation, molecular function: saccharopine dehydrogenase activity. Lineage: Eukaryota; Fungi; Ascomycota; Sordariomycetes; Sordariales; Sordariaceae. Bases 62 to 1408 code for a protein of 448 amino acids. The transcript has 4 exons.
GACAAACACCAAAACACUGCGUCUGAUUCACCUCAGCUUGCAGAUAUCACAAGUCGCAAAGAUGGCUUCCCAACACAAGGUUCUCAUGCUUGGCGCUGGCUUCGUCACCCGCCCUACUCUCGACGUCCUCAGCGAAGCUGGCAUUCCCGUCACCGUCGCCUGCCGUACUCUUGCCUCUGCUCAGAAGCUCUCUGAGGGUGUCAAGAACGCCACCCCCAUCUCCCUCGAUGUCACCAACGAUGAGGCUCUCGAUGCUGAGGUCGCCAAGCAUGACCUUGUCAUCAGCUUGAUCCCUUAUACCUUCCAUGCCACCGUCAUUAAGUCGGCUAUUCGCCAGAAGAAGCACGUCGUUACCACUAGCUACGUCUCUCCCGCUAUGAUGGAGCUCGAUGCUGAGGCCAAGGCCGCCGGCAUUACCGUCAUGAACGAGAUUGGUCUCGAUCCCGGUAUCGACCACUUGUACGCCAUUAAGACCAUCGAUGAGGUCCACCAGGCCGGCGGCAAGAUUCUCUCUUUCCUGUCCUACUGCGGUGGUCUCCCCGCCCCCGAGGACUCCGACAACCCGCUCGGUUACAAGUUCUCCUGGUCUUCUCGCGGUGUCUUGCUCGCUCUCCGCAACGCGGGCAAGUGGUGGCAGGAUGGCAAGAUCGUCGAGGUUGAGGGCAAGGACCUCAUGAAGAUGGCCAAGCCCUACUUCAUCUACCCCGGCUACGCUUUCGUCGCCUACCCUAACCGCGACUCUACCAUUUACAAGGAGCGCUACAACAUUCCCGAGGCUCAGACCGUCAUUCGUGGCACUCUCCGUUACCAGGGCUUCCCUCAGUUCAUCAAGACUCUCGUCGACAUCGGUUUCCUUGACGACACUGCGCGCGAGAGCCUGAGCAAGCAGACCCCCUGGAAGGAGGCCACCAAGGAGAUCGUCGGUGCUGCUUCUUCCAGCCAGGCCGACCUCGAGGCCGCCAUCCUCUCCAAGGCCACCUUCGAGUCCGCCGAGGACCAGAAGCGUAUCCUCAGCGGGCUCCGCUGGAUCGGUCUCUUCUCUGAUGAGACCAUCACCCCCCGCGGCAACCCUCUCGACACCCUCUGCGCCACUCUUGAGCAGAAGAUGCAGUUCGAGGAGGGCGAGCGCGACUUGGUCAUGCUCCAGCACAAGUUCGAGAUUGAGCACGCCGAUGGCUCCCGCGAGACCCGCACCUCGACCCUCGUCGAGUACGGUGACCCCAAGGGCUACUCUGCCAUGGCCAAGACCGUCGGUGUUCCUUGCGCCGUCGCUGUUAAGCAGGUCCUGAGCGGCCAGAUCUCUGGCAAGGGCGUUCUGGCUCCUAUGAGCACCGACAUCACCGAGCCCUUGAUGAAGGAGCUCCACGAGAAGUACGGUAUUACCAUGAUCGAGAAGACCAUCUCCUAAGCUCAAUGCGAAAUUCUUGAUGGACUGGAAGAUGAUGAAGAGAAGAAGAGUACUCUUUGACUAGGACGCCGAGUUUAAAAUACCAUGAGCGAAGCAACUGGACGCAAAGGGGGUGUUUAUCCCCGAUCGGACAUGGAGUAGAUCGAAGGCUGUGCAAUGGCGGUGCUUCAGCGAAAUACAAAGAUACCAAAUAGAUCCAGGGUUGAAAAAAGGAGGAAAGGGGAGGGAACUCGCCCGGAAAGGUACAGAUGGCUCAUGAAGGUGGCAUGUCCAACCCCCCAGUUCAUGGGGAGGCAUGCCAUCAUACCGUAGUGGGCUAUGAGGGCAUGUAGGCAUGGAUUUAGGUAGUUGUACGAAUCGACACCGCAUGUUGAAGCCCUUAUGAAUUUCCGUCCCGCAAUGCGAAUUAUUUGUUCGAAUGA